AUGGAUAGCGCGGAGAAGUGGCACAUCGAGUUAACUGUUAAUCCUGACGAUACGAUUCAUCUGUUGCAUACGUUGACGCACGAGAUCGGUCACGCAUUAGGAUUAUAUCACAGUCCUUUAAAAGAUGCGAUAAUGUACGCUUUUGUUCCCUCUAAGACCUUUCCCGUGCGAUUGAGCGAGGCAGAUGUUCUCGCCAUUCAGAAUUUAUACGGUUUAAGAAAUAAGAGCGAAAUUGCGGGACCAGUUACGACGACCGUAGCGACGACCACGAUUGCGACGCGCGAUACGGGGAAUUCCGCGGAUCUUUGCGCGUUGCGACGCGUUGAUGCGGUAUUAGUAUUAGAAAAUAGAAUGUAUGUGGCGUAUCGACAUUACUUAUGGUCGGUCGAUUUAAACGGAAAAUCUUACGGUAGAUCGUUGUUACUGACGGACUAUUUGCGUUUUCUUCCCGAUAAUUUUACGCGUUUGGCGGGUGCGUAUCGACGACCUUCGGGCCAACUCGUAUUGUUUGUUGACAAUACGGUUUAUAUGAUAGAAUAUCCGAGUUUUGAGUUAGUACCGGGUUGGCUGAGGAAAUUGAGAGAUAUGAAUCUUCCUCCUAAUGCGAAAAUUAAUGCUGUGAUUAAUACUAACGCGGGACGAACGUUCGCGAUCUACAACGACGAGAUCGUGGCCGAGAUCGACGAUUGCUCGAUGAUAGCCGUCAGGCAUAAUUCGUUGCACGCGAUAUUUCCUGGGAUUCCACCUGCU
Pogonomyrmex barbatus (red harvester ant) is the source of this 750-nucleotide messenger RNA. RefSeq names its product matrix metalloproteinase-2-like. NCBI's taxonomy places the organism in Eukaryota, Metazoa, Arthropoda, Insecta, Hymenoptera, Formicidae. The record is from RefSeq and is a predicted model, not a curated record.